UGCUAAGUCCCACCACUCACAAUCAUCCUUUCAUCUUGUGCUGAGCUCGCUCGCUCGCUCGCUCAAGGUAUCCUCAAAUGCUGCAUCUCCAGCUGCCGUCCCACCACCCCCACUUCCUCUCUCCCCAUCUCUUCCCGCUCUCUCCCCUCCACUCAACCCUCUCUCUCUCCCCCUUUCCUCCUCCUCCUCCUCCUCCUCCCCUCUCCGCCUCCGCCUCCGCCUCCACCUCCGCCCUCCCUCGCCGCCGGCCCAGACCCCACCCAUGCCUCGCCCAAGCCUCCGAACCCACCGCCGCCGAAGAGCCGCCGGAGGGUCCCAUCGAGCUCCCUCCCUCGGCGCCUUCGAUAUUCGCGUCCACCGACGAUCCCACUCCCCUCCAGGUGGCCACCAGCGUUCUUCUCACCGGAGCUAUCUCUGUCUUCCUCUUCCGCUCCGUUCGGCGUCGCGCCAAGCGUGCCAAGGAACUGAAAUUCAGGUCUUCAGGAGCAAAGAAGACACUGAAAGAGGAGGCCUUGGACAGCUUGAAAGCAAUGGGGACAACCUCUAUUCCUGCUAAGGCACCGCCUUCACCUGUGCAGGCACUGCUGGGUGGAAUCGCUGCCGGUGUGAUUGCUCUCAUCCUCUACAAGUUCACCACCACCAUCGAGGCGGCCCUCAACCGGCAGACGCUUUCCGAUAAUUUCUCCGUGAGGCAGAUAUCGAUAACCAUAAGGACAAUUGUGAAUGGGUUAUGCUACCUGGCGACAUUCGCAUUCGGCAUCAACUCCAUCGGUCUAUUCCUGUAUUCUGGUCAGCUUGCCAUAAACUCCUUCACAGAAGGAUCUUCAAGCAGACAAAUCAACGAAAGUGACGGCCAAUUAACGUCACCGGAGAGUCUUAUGGAUACUCCUAAAACAAAUGACAGCCAAGACAAUGAUAAAACGGAUAGUACACAGUGACAGAAGAUAAGUAUUGUUACUUAUGCUGGGAUCUAUUUAAAGUGAUUUUUUUACCUCAGUCUGCUAUAUAUGUUUCUACUUUGAAAUGCUAAUCUUCUAUUCAGAAAAGAUGUCAACCUUAUAUACGUGGCUAUUGCACGCUUUUGGGCUAUCCAUAAUAGUGCUGCAUAUUAAUAGUUUAAUCAGUUGAUUUAUAUACCAAAGUUCAGGAGAUGAUCUGCAUA
Rhodamnia argentea is the source of this 1162-nucleotide messenger RNA. Its product is annotated as ras-associated and pleckstrin homology domains-containing protein 1. The transcript is spliced from 4 exons. NCBI's taxonomy places the organism in Eukaryota, Viridiplantae, Streptophyta, Magnoliopsida, Myrtales, Myrtaceae. Bases 78 to 938 code for a protein of 286 amino acids. Gene Ontology annotation, cellular component: chloroplast thylakoid membrane. The record is from RefSeq and is a predicted model, not a curated record.